GUUUAGAGUGGCAAUGGAACCUGUAGCUCGUGAAUUGAAUUGAAAUUAGUUUCUUUGAAGCUGUGUGUAAUGGAGAACACUGCUUUCAAAACCGUUUCAUUCGAGCCAGGAAAAUUCCGCCGCAACAUUCUUCAAAGAAACUAUCUCUGAAGUGGAAAAAACUAGCCAUGGAUGAGCUCAAACGAAAGCUUGCACUGCUUGAGGAGCAGAACAAAGCGUGGCGGGCUCAACAGAACGAAAUCGAGAAGAGAUUCCAGCUGGAUUAUCAACGUAAAUUAGCGAAAUUGAACGAAGACUACGAGACAGCUGUAAAGGAAAUUGAUGUGAAAUAUUGUGCACGAAGGGAAGUGAUAAUCGCGCAAUAUAAUAGACCGAACAUUCGUGAUCAAUCGGUAAACAAAGUACAGCAAAUUUCUCAUAGCGAAAAAACGAAACCAAACGAUGAAUUUGUCAGUGCAUUAUGUUUGGAUGUCGUAGUUGUCCAUCGUAAAGUGUCUUUGAGUGUCGCACAUAACGAUAUGGAUGGAUUAGAGACGGCUACGCAUGAAACUAUAUCAAUCGACUUGGCACACACAAAUAAUACUGUGCACCUACGAAUCGAGCAAAAACAGAAUGCCAUUGAAUCUAAACGCGUAGGUAAAGCGCUACAAAACGGUAGUAAUGAUGCGGGGUCAACUGGUCAUCGUACAAACUCGGUUAAAUGCGUCAUUGUGGAAACCGUCGUGCAGAAAAACAUCAGAAAGGAAUUCUUAUACUCAGCAGUCAUGGAUAAUGUGGCGGGCGCUCCGAUGCUAAGCGGUUUGUUUUACGUAUUGGAGGAAAAUGUGAGAGAAAAUUUUGAGCGAUUGGCGAAAACAAGGGUUUUCGAUCCAGGCGGAACUGACAAGUGGAUAAUUUUUGAGAAGGUGAAGUUCAGAAAUUCGAAAUAGGCCAGUUUUGUUACUAGUUUCACGGGUGGGAGUGUUGAGUGGAGUAUGACAUGUGUUGUGAAACUAGCAACACUGGCGUUUAUAUGUAUGCAAAUGCUUUCAUACUUAUGCUAUUAAAUUUGUUAGAAUAGUUUAGAGUGGCAAUGGAACCUGUAGCUCGUGAAUUGAAUUGAAAUUAGUUUGUAAGUUAGUUCAUAAAUAUCAUAAGUUUAAUAAUUAUUAUUCGAUAAUAAAUUUCAGCUUUGAAGCUGUGUG
Molecule: messenger RNA, 1184 nt
Organism: Armigeres subalbatus
Lineage: Eukaryota; Metazoa; Arthropoda; Insecta; Diptera; Culicidae
Exons: 2
Coding region: 168-929 (253 amino acids)
Source: RefSeq, a predicted model, not a curated record